This is a messenger RNA of Ruditapes philippinarum (Manila clam), 1395 nucleotides long. Its product is annotated as protein PFC0760c-like. The transcript is spliced from 6 exons. Bases 1 to 1395 code for a protein of 464 amino acids. Gene Ontology annotation, cellular component: pilus. The record is from RefSeq and is a predicted model, not a curated record. Lineage: Eukaryota; Metazoa; Mollusca; Bivalvia; Venerida; Veneridae. Gene Ontology annotation, biological process: cell adhesion.
AUGGCGUACUAUGAUUAUGAGUUAAACACCAGACAAUAUGUAAAAGAUAAUGAGGCUAGCAUCAGACAAUAUGUGGAUGAUAACGAGUCUUACAUCAGACAAUACGUAGAUGAUAACGAGUCUAACAUCAGACAAUAUGUAGAUGAUAACGAGUCUAACACCAGGCAUUAUAUAGAUGAUAAUGAGUCUAACACCAGACAUUAUGUAGAUGAUAAUGAGUUAAACACCAGACAAUAUGUAAAUGAUAAUGAGGCUAGCAUCAAAGACAAUAUGUGGAUGAUAACGAGUCUUACAUCAGACAAUAUACAUUAUGUAGAUGAUAAUGAGUUAAACACCAGACAAUAUGUAAAUGAUAAUGAGGCUAGCAUCAGACAAUAUGUGGAUGAUAACGAGUCUUACAUCAGACAAUAUGUGGAUGAUAACGAGUCUAACAUCAGAAAAUAUGUAGAUGAUAACGAGUCUAAUAUCAGACAAAAUGUAGAUGAUAACGAGUCUAACAUCAGACAAUAUGUAGCUGAUAACGAAUCUAACAUCAGACGGUAUGAAGAUGAUAACGAGUCUAAAAUCAGACAAUAUGUAGAUGAUAACGAGUCUAACAUUAGACAAUAUAUAAUUGAUAACGAGUCUAACAUCAGACAAUAUGUAGCUGAUAACGAAUAUAACAUCAGACGACGGUUUGAAGAUGAUAACGAGUCUAACAUUAGACAAUAUGUAGAUGAUAACGAGUCUUACAUCAGACAAUAUGUAGCUGAUAACGAGUCUAAUAUCAGGCAAUACGUAGAUGAUAACGAGUCUUACAUCAGACAAUAUGUAGAUGAUAACGAUUCUAAUAUCAGACAACAUGGAGACGAAAACGAGUCCAACAUCAGACAAUAUGUAGAUGAUAACGAGGCUAACAUCAAACAAUAUGUAGAUGAAAACGAGCUUAACAACAGACAAUAUGUAGAUGAUAACGACUCUAACACCAGACAAUAUGUAACUGAUAACGAGGCUAACAUCAGACAAUAUGUAGAUGAUAACGAGUUUAACAACAGACAAUAUGUAGAUGAUAACGAGUCUAAUAUCAGACAAAAUGUAGAUGAUAACGGGUCUAACAUCCGACAAUACGUAGAUGAUAACGAGUUUAACAACAGACAAUAUGUAAAUGAUAACGAGUCUAAUAUCAGACAAAAUGUAAAUGAUAACAAGUCUCACAUGAGAGAAAAUAGGAUAACGAGUCUAACAUCAGACAAUAUGAUAGAUGAUAACCAGUCUAACAUCAGACAAUAUGUAGAUGAUAACGAGUCUAACAUCAAACAAUAUGUAGAUGAUAAUGAGUCAAACACCAGACAAUUUGUAGAUGAUAACAAGUCUAACAUAGGAGAAAAUGCAGAUGAUAACGAGUCUAAAAUCUGA